Dioscorea cayenensis subsp. rotundata (Guinea yam) is the source of this 3458-nucleotide messenger RNA. RefSeq lists its product as uncharacterized. Gene Ontology annotation, biological process: endosomal transport. Bases 37 to 3324 code for a protein of 1095 amino acids. The record is from RefSeq and is a predicted model, not a curated record. Lineage: Eukaryota; Viridiplantae; Streptophyta; Magnoliopsida; Dioscoreales; Dioscoreaceae. Gene Ontology annotation, cellular component: AP-type membrane coat adaptor complex. The transcript is spliced from 4 exons.
CCGUCACACCUCGAAAUCCCUCCUUCCCCAAGGAUCAUGGAGAAGCAAUCCUCUACCAAGCCUCCUCCUCCUCCUCCCCUCGUCUCUCCCCAAGAUUUCGAGCUCCUCGCCGACGACUUCUCCUCCGGCGUCACCUCCCGCCGCCUCCGAUGGCUCCCUCUCCCCCUCCUCGACCUCACCCUUGCCGCUCUCCUCCGCCGCGACUUCCCCCUUUCCGUCAAACCCCUCCUCCUCGUCUUCCUCGAAGACUCCUCCUUCCUCCUCUUCCCCUCCCUCUCCUCCCUCGCUCCUCUCCUCGACUCCCUCCGCUCCUUCCUCCUCUCGCCGGACCCUCCCCCUCCUCUCAAGGACCAGUUCGUGGCCUCCGCCACGGCCAUCCUUAUCACCACUCUCCCAUCGCCGCUUGAUCCCUCGUCUACAGCGCCGUUGGAGUCUUUGAUCUCGAUCUUGCUCGCCGUCGUCCACCGUCCCAACCACGGCCCUGACCGCCAGUCCCGGGCUGCCGCCGCCGAGUGCCUACGUGAGCUUGAGCUCGCCUUCCCUCUUCUCCUCUCCACCGCCGCCGGCCAUCUCUGGUCCCUAGCCCAAUCCGAGCGCACCCACGCUUCCCAAUCUUAUGCCCUUCUCCUUGCCUCCACCCUUCUCCACAUCGUCCAUUCCCCUCUCAUUUCAUCGCCUCUCCCCCUCUUCUCCACCUCCCUCCCUCUCCUCCCCUUCAACAUCCCCCAGUCCGUGUUCUCCUUGGCCGACGAUGAUCGCGACCCGACGGAGCUAAAUUUGAGGGAGAUCCGACGCGUCCUGGCGUUUUUGCUUGAUCGGACUCCGGCAUUGACCCCUUGCGCCUUGGCGGAGAUGGUCUCGGCGCUGCUGGGGAUCGUUGCCGCGCUGGAGCACCGCGUGCCGGCCGUCACCGCGCUCCUCAAGGUGCGCUUCUCUGGACUGAUCUACUCCUAUGACCCUGUCCUCGUCCAUGUCGUUCUCACGCUCUAUGCGCGGUUCUCAGAUGCAUUCACUGGGGAAGACGAACUCGCCAUUGCUCGCCGGCUGGUUCUUCUCUCCAAAGACGCUCAGAUGCCACUCGUUUUUCGUUUACUUGCUCUACAUUGGCUUCUCGGUUCCAAACACUUGGUUGAUGAGAAGGUUUCUUUGUCUGAAUUAGCACCGUGUUUCUAUCCGUUGGUGUUUGAUCCUUUGGCUUUGAAAGCUAAGAAGCUUGAUGCUCUUGCUUGCAUUGCUGCUCGCGAGGAGGUUUCGGGUGACGGAGGUGAAUCGGAGGUGGUGAAGCUCUUCAAUGAUGGAUUGGUCUGUGUUUCGGCGUUCAAAUGGUUGCCGCCAUGGAGCUCUGAGACAUCAGUGGCCUUCCGUGCAUUCCAUGAGUUCUUAAUUGCUGUUGCUCCUGCUGCAAUCUCUGAUUCUACCAUUUUUUGCUUUCUAAAGGUUAUGUUUGUGAAACUGGCAUUAGAGCACCCUCGAUUGGUUCCUGUGAUCGCUGCCUUUGUUGACAGGCUAUGGGAAUGCAAUGUGCAUAGACAAGUGGGUGAAUGGCUUCUCCAAACAUUCGAUGAGCAGUUGCUUCCCAAGCUUAAACCAGGGUACCAGUUGGUCUCAUGCUUCCCCAUAUUUGAAAGGAUUGCCGAGAGUGAUUCGAUACCUCCUUGUGGUUUGUUGGAAUUGCUCACCAGGCAUAUGGUUUAUCUUACAGAGAAACAUGGCCCUGAUGCCGGUCUCAGGUCAUGGUCACAAGGGAGUAAGGUUUUGGGUAUUUGCAGAAUGAUGCUGAUGCAUCACCACAGCUCCAGAGUGUUUCAUGGCCUCUCACGGCUCCUCGGUUUCACUUGCCAGUUCUUUCCUGACUUGGAGGUUCGUGAUAAUGCGAGGAUAUACUUGAGAAUGCUUGUUUGUAUUCCUGGGAAGAAGCUGAGGCAUAUACUUAGUCUUGGUGAACAACUACUGGCGGUGUCACCUUCUACCAACUCAAGUUCAUUCUUCCAGGUUCCAUCCCCUCGGCACUCUAAAGACUUCAAGAAGAUAUCAGGUGUCACUUCCUUCAUACACCUGAGACGGGUGACUUCAUUGCUUGUGAAACAGUCAUGGUCUCUAGCACUACCUAGUUUGGGCACUACUAAUGAAAUUAGUUACUCUGAAGGCAUCAGGGACAUUGUUCCUGCAUCUGUGCAAUCGAAUGAGGAAUCUGAAGUGGAUGUUGAGAAAAUCAGUUUGCCUUCGGAGCCUCUUCGAGUAAUGGAUUCAAAAGUGGCAGAAAUAGUGGGAAUUCUGCGGAAACAUUUUGCAUGUAUUCCUGAUUACAGACACAUGGCUGGAAUUAAGAUAACGAUACCUUGUACUCUGAGUUUCGAAGCUGAACCUUUCAGUCGUAUAUGGGGAAUUGAUUUAUCUGAUCUGGGAUCGGAUGGGGUGGAAGGGUUGCCUGCCUUGUAUGCAACCACACUAACCUUUACAUCUACUUCAAAAUAUGGAUCAAUCCCACCCUGUCGUAUCCCUUUUCUCCUUGGCCAACCUUCCAAAGCGGGGCUUGAUAUAGUACCUAUUGGAAGUGGUUUUGAGAAAGAUUCAAGCAUCCAAGCUUCAGUAACUAUAGAAUUGGAACCCCGAGAGCCAAUGCCCGGUCUCAUUGAUGUUGCCAUCAAGGCAAAUGUAGAGAAUGGCCAAAUUAUCUCCGGUUCACUACAAUGUAUCUCAGUCGGUCUUGAAGACAUGUUUCUCCAGGCUAUUGCUCCUCCUGACAUUAGCAAAGACGAGCUACCAGUCUAUUACUUCGAUCUGUUUCAUGCCUUGUGGGAAGCUUGUGGCAAUUCUGCUAAUACGGGACGAGAAACCUUUCCCUUGAGUGGAGGUAAAGGAGCUGCAGCAAUAAGCGGGACCCGAUCUGUUAAACUUUUAGAAGAACAUCCUGAUUCAUUGAUCAAUGCUGUUGAAAAACACUUGUCUCCUUUUGUUGUUGCUGUCAUUGGUGACACCCUUGUGAACUCCGUCAAGCUUAACGGAAUACUCAGAGAUGUUGUAUGGAUUGAAGACUCAUCGGAAUUCACUGGCAAUGAUGCUAAUGCUCUGGUGCCCUAUUCCGACAAACAGACUCUUCAACUAGAGUACACUCAGGAUGAACAUGAUUCAGUGAACCCCCCUGCCAUUAUAAGUAAGAAGAGCAUGGGCAUGUUUCUUGUUCUAGUAUUCCUACCACCCAGGUUCCAUUUAUUGUUUCAGAUGGAAAUCGGCAAUGUUUCGACACUAAUUCGAAUCAGAACUGAUCAUUGGCCUUGUCUUGCUUAUGUUGAUGAGUUCUUGGAGUCUCUGUUUUCACCAUAGAGAAUCAAGUUGAAUUCAGUCAAAAGAACUCGUUUUGAAGUUCUCCUCCAUUGAAUCCUCAAUGAAAAGAUCUCCACCGUCCAAGUUCAAAGUGGGCCUCAAUCAACGUUCACUAAUUCGCCACGUGUCCUUCA